AUGGACGACAACGAGACCCGAGCCGAAUCCUUCAAAGAAGAAGGCAACGCGGCGUUUAACGCUGAAAACUGGGGCGCAGCCGUCGACUGUUACACCAAAGCCAUCAACCUGGCCCAAAGCGAGAUCCGCAACCUAUCCACCUACUACAAAAACCGAGCGGCCGCUUAUUUGAAACUAGAAAACUACGAAUCCGCCUUAGAAGACUGCAACAGCUGCUUGAAAAUAGCCCCAGCCGAUCCCAAGGCGCUGUUCAGGCGUUGCCAAGCUUUAGAAGCCUUACAAAGAUACGAAGAAGCCUACAGGGAUGCCACUCAGAUUUUCAAAGACGAUCCCGCCAACAAACCGAUCCAACCGAUACUCAAACGGUUGUUCCGGAUCGUCCAAGAACGCGCCAACCAAAACGAACAAACCACCAGCAAAUUGGACAGCAUGAUGAAAAUAGCCUUCGAUCUAUCCGAAACCGUAGACAAACGAGAAACCGCAACGAACAAUCUCCUCGUACUAGCCAGACAACACGCUGGAGCCGAACUCAUGAUCAAAUCGACUAUAGUCCACCAAAUCAAAAGGAUUAUUAAAGUGGAGAAGAAUAAAGAAAUCGUGACCACGAGCAUUCGUAUAAUCGGUGAGCUGUGCAAACACAACGAACACCGCACUAAAGCAGUACUAGAAACAGCCGGAGUACCGUGGCUCCUCGACCUGCUCGACUCCAACGACCUCAAGCGAGUCAACGCCGCCGAACACUGCAUCCAAACCGUUUUAAACGCUUUAUCCGGCAUGGAGAACCGCCCCGACACCAAACCCGCCACCGAACUCAUCGACCGCAACCGCCCCGCCAUCGAUCUCAUCCUCGGCCGCCUCGUCGACGCCGUCGACAGCCGCAUCAUCGCCGCCGCCGCCCGCGACGCCGCCGUCGAGCUGCUCGUCCGCAACGUCCCCUACGGCCAGCUCGACUGGGCCGAGCGACUCGUCGACGCCGGCGGCGUCGAGAAGCUCAUGGAGUGCGCCGGCGAAUUGGAGGAGUUCCGAUACGAGUGUUCGAUGGACGUGACCAAAUCCACCGCCACCGUCGCCGCCGUUUGUCUCGCCCGAGUCUACGAUAACAUGUACUACGACACGUUACGAGAGAAGUUUAUGGAUCGUAUCGAAGGAUACAUUAAGAAGAAGUUGCUCACGCCCGAUAUCGAGUCGAAAGUGCGCGUGGUGGCGGCGCUGACGGCGCUUUUACGAGGCCCCCUCGACGUCGGUAACGCCUUAAUAGGUAAAGAAGGUAUAAUGGAGAUGAUACUGGUGAUGGCGAAUACGGAGGACGAGCUACAGCAACGCGUGGCUUGCGAAUGCAUCAUCGCGGCCGCCAGCAAAGCCGACAAGGCGAAGGCCAUCAUCAAUCAAGGCGUUAACAUACUGAAGCAGUUGUACAAGAGCGGCGACGACGGCGUCCGCAUCAGAGCGUUGGUGGGGCUGUGUAAACUCGGCAGCAGCGGCGGCUCCGACGCCGCCUCCAGACCGUUCGCCGACGGUUCUUCGUUGAAACUGGCCGAGGCUUGUCGUCGGUUUCUGUUGCAUCCGGGUAAAAACGGCGACGUGCGCAAAUGGGCGGCCGAAGGGCUCUCCUAUCUCACGCUCGACGCCGAAGUGAAAGAGAAGCUCAUCGAGGACUCAGCGGCGCUCAAAGCGCUAGUCGAAUUGGCUAAGACGGGCGAUCAAUCGGCGCUGUUCGGCGUCAUCACGACGCUGGUGAACCUGUGCAACGCCUACGAGAAGCAGGAGAUCAUACCGGAGAUGGUGGAGCUGGCGAAGUUCGCCAAACAGCACGUGCCCGAGGAGCACGAUCUGGACGAUCGGGAUUUCGUGGAGAAGCGCCUCCUGGCGCUCGGCCGCGGCGACGUCGCCGCCGCUUUGGUGGCCUUGGCCAAAACGGAGAGCGACAAUUCCAAGGAGCUCAUCGCCCGAGUGUUCAACGCCCUGUGCGGUCUGGUCGAGCUAAGAGGCACAGUGGUGGCUCAAGGAGGUACUAAAGUGUUGAUACAUUUGGCGCUUAAAGGUACCGAUAAAGGGAAGAGACAAGCGGCUCAAGCUCUAGCUAGGAUAGGCAUAACGAUGAAUCCGGAGAUAGCGUUUCCCGGUCAGCGAUCGCUCGAAGUGGUGAAGCCUCUGAUCAGUUUGUUGCAUCCCGAUUGCACCGGUUUGGAGAACUUCGAGGCGUUGUUGGCUCUCUGCAAUGUAGCCCAAAUGAACGAGACCGCUCGAAGGAGGAUCCUCAGCGAAGGGGGUUUCUCCAAAAUCGAGCACUACAUGUUCGAAGAUCACUUGCACCUAUCCAGGGCGGCGGUGCAAUGCAUGUGCAACAUGACCCAAAGCGAGGAGGUGGUCAAGUACUUCGAAGGCGACAACGAUAGGGUGAAGUUCGCCGUGUCGAAUUGCAUCGACGAGGACAAGGAGACGGCGAUGGCGGCGGCGGGGAUGCUGUGCAUACUGACGGGGGCGAGCAGGAAGUGCUGCGCUAAAGUGUUCGAUUCGAAGAAUUGGCUGGAUUGCUUCCAAGUGUUGUUGUUGAAUCCGGACGUCGAUAUGCAGUACAGGGGUGUCUGUAUAGCCUACAAUGUGGUGUCGGCGAGUAAAGAGUGCGCCGAGAAGUUGAUGGAGACCAACGUGAUGGAAAUCGUGAUGGGUUUGUCCAAAGUGACGUCGAACGACGGUAGGGAGAAGAUCGUCGAGAUAAGCAACUUGAUUUUGGAGGAGUCCGAGAAAUGGGGCGUCAUUAAGAAACCCGGCGAAGACGCUGAUGACUAA
Phyllotreta striolata is the source of this 2790-nucleotide messenger RNA. The record is from the annotation of a GenBank genome assembly. Lineage: Eukaryota; Metazoa; Arthropoda; Insecta; Coleoptera; Chrysomelidae.